GGCUGAGGCGCGCGCCGCAGCACACGUCCGCCGAGCGAGUUCCCGAGCCGACCGCCAGGAGCGCUGCGACAGUCCGACAACCGUCCGCCAUGCGAGUCCUGCUGCUGUUGGCGAGCUGCCUGCUGGCGCGAGCCACCGCCAGACCCAGCCUCUACCACGGCCUGGCGCCGGCGACCUACGCGGCGGUGCACCCCUACGCCCUGACGAGCCAGUACCACGCCCAGGACGAGCUGGGCCAGUACAGCUACGGCUACUCCGGAGACACCUCCGCCAAGCACGAGACCCGCACCCUGGACGGCGUCACGCGAGGCGGCUACUCCUACCUGGACGCCCACGGCCUGGUGCAGAGCGUCAGCUACGUGUCGGACCCGGUGAACGGCUUCCGGGUGGCCGCGACGAACCUUCCCCGGGACCCCGCCCCAGUUCCCGUCGCCGUCGCCGCUGCUGCUGCUCCCUCGGCUGUCGUCGACCUCCCGGCGGCGCCGCUACCCGUCACGGAGACGCCCGAGGUGCGACGCGCCAAGGCCGAGCACCUGGCGGCGGUGCAGAGGGCUGCGGAGGCGGCCGCAGCCGCCCCCGACGACAGCGAGGCUGAGGUCGCCGCUACUCCCGCCUACCUACACGCCCCACUGGCCCCAGUUGUCGCAGCGACGCCCGCCUACCUCCGCGCGCCUGUCGCCCCAGUGGUCGCAGCUACUCCCGCCUACCUGGGCGCCUACAGCUACGCCCUCGGCCACCCGGGGUACCACUACCGCUCGCACGUCCCCGCCGCAGCCGCGACCUCCUACUCGUCGCUGACUCCCCUCUCGGCGCAGUACCACGCCCAGGACGAGCUGGGCCAGUACAGCUACGGCUACUCGGGCGGGCCCUCGGCCAAGCACGAGACCCGCACCCUGGACGGCGUCACGCGAGGCUCCUACUCGUACGUGGACUCCAACGGCGUCCUGCAGACCGUCAGCUACGUGGCGGACGACGUGUUCGGGUUCCGCGUCGUGGCCACCAACCUGCCCGUGGCCCCAGCCGUCCACUAGCCGUCCUCCCACCGCGCUUCGUCUAACUUAUAAACCUCCAUUACGUGCGAGCAAGAGACCGGAAAAAUUCGCUGUUUCAAUUACCUCUAGGAUAGACUCCACGAUCAUCUAUAUAUAGAGACCUGAAAAAUUCGCGGGUUUAUUUCGUGUUAUGCUAAAAUUCAAAUAAUUAUAUCUUAGUGCUGCUUCUGCCAUUGAUCCACUGUUAUUCUGGAGGACUGCGGGCCAAUUAGAGACCUUCACUCAUUGAAGUGUCGAAUCACAGGCCACCCAGUCGAGACGAGUGUGUAGAGGAUAUUGGAGUCUAUCCUGGAGGUCAUUGAACCCGCGAAUUUUUCCGGUCUCUAUCUAUAUACUUGAGCAAAUUACACUUGACCAUUGGUAGGGACAGGAAAAAGUUCGCGGAUUCAGUGGCCUCUAGGAUAGCCUCAAUUAUCCUCUGCAUUUCUCAAGUAAACACGCGUGUUCAUUGGGUACUAAAUUGUGAGGCGUCUCCACUGGGUAGCUUGUGAUUCGACGCUUCUUUGGUCGAUAAGUCUCUCAUUGGCCCAGAGAGCUCCAAUUAAACUGCGAGCCAAUAGCAGAACCAGCAGAAUUGUACACAUGUUUGAAUUUCAGCCUAUCACGAAAUGAAUUAGCGAAUUUUUCCGGUCUCUAUCCAUUAUGUGUUGGCAGAGACCGGAAACAUUCUCUGUUUCAAUGACCUCUAGGAUAGACUCCACGAUCAUCUAUGUACUUGAGCAAAUUACACUUGACCAUUGGUAGAGACCUGUAAAAUUCGCGAUUUCAAAUCCCCAAAGGAUAUACUCCAUGUUCCUCUAUGCACUCGUGCAAAUUACAUCUGCCGAUUGGUUACCGACUCGUAACACCUGUUGACUGGAAUGAUCGUGAUGAUUGGCUAAUUCUUCUGUUAAAGAUUUUUCAUUGGCCCAGAGUCCUUCAGAUAAACUGUGGCCCAAUCACUGAAACAAAUUAAUGUCAAAAGUAUUUGGACCCUAUCCUAUCGCGAAAUGAAUCCGCGAAUUGUACAGGUCUCUAAACAUUGGCUACUGGCACCUGUUAACUGGGAUGCUCCUGAUUCGAUACUUCUUUUGUUGUUGAAGGUUUUUCAAUGUUACAGAGUCCUUCAGAUAAUAUGUGUCCCGAUCACUGAAGCAGCAAAAAAGGCAAACGUAUUUGGAUUCUAGCCUUUCGCGAAAUGAAUCCGCGAUUUUUUUUCCUGUCUCUAUGUAUGAGGAUCAGCGGUGAGAGAGACCGCGUGUAGCCUUAUGCUGAUGCCCAUUAUACUGCAACAUGGUAUGCCCACGCAAGCGGUUUCUUCCUUGUGAUUAGCGGCCAUUUGAAUGCGAAGCCAUUGUUUUGUUUCACCAGGCCAUUCAGGACGCGUUUGCUUCUGUACUGAAUGGCUGUGGUUCGUGUACCAACAGUAAAACAAGUGCCUAAAAUAAACUCAACCAAUCACGAAACACAGACGAUGCUACAGUUGUUGAACUCUGGUCUAGUCUCGAAAUAUUUUCGCGAAAAAUACAUGGACUUUCUUAUGGGUGGAGAUGCGGAAAUUUCACGAAUUCAUUUCAGCCGCAAGUUAGAAUCCAAAACUUCUCACGCUUGCACUGUGUUCCUAAUUGGAUCGCACUUAUUUGGACCGUGAGCAGCUAGUAGAGAAGGUAGUGCAAAUUAACAAGGAUAAAUUGUCCUCAUUAAGAAAUCAAACAAUGGGAAAGCAAACAUGGAUCGAGAACACCUAUGACUUUAAUUCUACCCUGAGGCCAGACGAAUACACGAAAUUUUCGGGUAUCUACUUAUGAGUAGAGACCCGGAAAUUUCGUGGAUUCUUCUGGCGUCAGGGUAGAGUUUCAAAUCCUACUUAAGCUCAACCCAUUUUUGCUUUUCCUUCGGCUGAUUACUUAGAGAGAGCCUUUUUGCACUUGUUAACUGCAACUACCUGAAUCGCUUUCUUCUCUCCUAGCUGGGGGCGAUUGGAUCAUGGUGUGUGGAGGAGGAGGGGGGGGGGGGUGGUUGUCCAAAAUCAUGAACACGGUGCAAGAACAUGAAAGUUUGAAUUCUAUCUUGAGACUAAAUAAAUCUCCGAAAUUUCCGUAUCUCUCUCUACUUAUAAGCUAGAGAUUAUAUAUAUUAAUUUUAUACGCCAUAUUUAUUUCAACAUUUUUUUUAUGACAUACCAAAUUUUUAACGUUUAAUAUAGACAAUUUGCCUUUGUUAAAGCAGAAAACACACAUUAAGAGAUUUUCAACGACUAAUUCAGGGUGAUUAUAUACAGACAGUAUUAUUACAUUUGAAGUCAAUCGCAGAAUUUAAUUAAAUUCUAAACACCAAUUUAGUAACUAAAUUCUGUUUUCUUCAGUCAUUCCAACUUAUAUAUUAUGCUUUAAAGAAAACAAUUUGGUAGAAUUAAACGACAGAACUUUAAUAAAGACUGAAUAAUAAGAUGGCGUCUUUAAGUUACUAUAUCUUCCCCUUAACAUUUAAGUCUCAUGAAUGUCUCAUUCUUUUAUAAAAUACGAAAAAGUCAAUAUCAUUGCAGACUUAGCACUUCAUUUCACACAUAUUGGAUUAAAGUAAUGCUGUUCAUUCACCCCAAUUGCUGACAGUGGACCAGAAGUUUCAGCCUUUGUUAUCGUAUCAGUUUCGACGCAUUCAAGCGUUUGAUAUCUAGUUCUGACAUUAAAAGAAAUGUUCAAAAUACAUUUUACAAAAAAAAUAUUUUUUAAAAAUGUGUGUGUAUAUUGGGCGUGCCAACAUCAUCUGCUGGCCACGGUCUUUAUCAUAAGGUACAUCAUUUUGUAACAAUAAAGUUAAUUUAUGAGUAGCUA
Molecule: messenger RNA, 3865 nt
Organism: Bacillus rossius redtenbacheri
Lineage: Eukaryota; Metazoa; Arthropoda; Insecta; Phasmatodea; Bacillidae
Product: cuticle protein 19.8-like
Exons: 2
Coding region: 90-1031 (313 amino acids)
Cellular component (GO): chitin-based extracellular matrix
Molecular function (GO): structural constituent of chitin-based larval cuticle
Source: RefSeq, a predicted model, not a curated record